CUCCAAAGAAAGCCGAAGAGGUAGCGUCACACUUCUGUGUUGUCGCUUACAGUCAGUCUGUGCGAGUUGUUUGUGUCGCGGCAACUGUGAGCAGGCUAGCGGUUUACAGUCAGGUGGCUCCAAAAUGAAGUGUAUUCGAUUAGCUUCGAGCCUGAGUGUUUGCGCUGCAAAAUUCCCUCGGUGAACGCCCAGUUAUUAGAACUUUGGUAGAGAGCAAAAUGUGGCUGCCGAAAGUGAAGGCUGUUUUGUUGAAGAUAUUGAUGAGUGGGUGAAGAUGGAAGAUGAUCCCGAUGCAAGAGAGCAAAUUUUCCACAACACCGUCCGAGAAUAUGUUAUCUUCCUGCUGCUGUUCAUCCUGCUGUACGUGUCGGCGUUCGCGGUCAUCGCGCGGUUCCGGCGGCGCAGCUCGGAGGACUACUACGCCAUCGACGAGGAGGAGGCGACCGUCUUCAAGAUCAGCCUGUGGCUGUGCACAUUCUCGCUGGCAGUCUCCCUGGGUGCGGCGCUGCUUUUGCCAAUCUCCAUCCUGAGCAACGAGAUCCUCGCGCUCUACCCCAGCAGCUACUACGUCCAGUGGCUCAACCACUCACUCGUCCAAGGGAUGUGGUGUAACAUCUUCCUCUUUUCCAACCUCUCACUGUUUGCGUUCCUGCCAUUUGCCUAUCUCUUCACCGAGUCAGAAGGAUUUCCCGGCUGCCGUAAGGGUAUCAUGGCGAGGGUGCACGAGACAUUUGUGAUUCUCGUUCUCCUGGGCGUGACCGUGUUGGGCAUGACGUACGUCAUCGCUUCUUUCUUCGAGGACCAACAUUCCACCAUCAUGGUUAUGUUCAAUUUAGGAAGCUACUACCUGCCAUUCCUGUAUUCGUGUAUAUCAUUCAUCGGAGCACUGAUCCUGCUGUUGUGCACGCCGCUGGGCUUCGAGCGGCUGUUUGCUGUGGUGGGGAACCUACUGGUGAAACCGCAGUUCCUGCGCGACCUGGAGGUGGAGUUCUACGUCGCACUACUGGAGGAGCACACGCUGGAGCAACGACUGGCUCGGACGCGCGCCUCGGGCGGCCGCGGGUACUUGUGCCCCGCACCCAUGUCACCGGCAGGUGCGCUCGCCGAGGAGCCGCCCUACGUCGGGCUGCAGAACGGCGAGCUGCAGGCGGGCAUAGAGACGCGGCUGGCCGACGUCCGGCGCCACCGCAAGUACCUGGAGGAGCUGUGCAAGACGUCACUGGUGCAGCGCAACAUCCUGUACCCGGCCUCGAUGCUGCUUCUGGUCGCACUGACGGCGUUGGCUGUCUUCAUGGUGGCCCAGAACACGCUGGGACUGCUCAUAGGCAUCAAGGCGCUGCCACUGAGCCAGGAGGACUUCAUACUGGGGCUGCGGCCGCUGUCGAAGCUGGGCCCCGUGGGCGCGCUGCUGGAGAUCGCGCUCAUCUGCUACCUGGUGGCCACCUCCUCGGUGGGCGUCUACACGCUGCCCGGCCUGCGCCGCGUGAAGCCGCGUCGCGCCCGCACGCCCUUCACGCACGUCGUCGCCAACUGCGCCCUGCUGCUCGUGCUCAGCUCUGCACUGCCGCUGCUCGCUCGUAUACUCGGCUUCACCAACUUCGACCUGCUGGGCGACUUCGGGAAGAUCCGGUGGCUGGGCAACAUGGAGAUCGUGCUUCUGUACAACGUGGGUUUUGGCGGCUGCGCCGCACUGUGCCUCGCCAACAGGUUCACGGCGAAGGUCCGGCAGGAGCUCUGGUCGUGUUGGGCGCACGUGUUUGAGCAUGUGACAAGACCUUGUGCUUUAACUUUUGCAUGCUGGGCUGAAAUUGCAAAGAGUCUGGAUGAAAUCUCUCUCAGGUUCUGCAGCUUGAUUGGCAUUUUUGAGAGUAACGAACCGUUGGCACACGAAAAGCACCGGAUACGGACCACCUCUCUAUCUGGCACAGGACUGAAGGAAGAGUAGCAGCGUAGAAACUGUACACUCAAUAUUUUGGUUGGAGUGUGUUAUGCAUCACUGGGAACAGAAUUAAAAGUGCCAAUGUAUAUAGCCCAAGCAAAGUAACAAGGAAGAAAAUUGAGAGCUUUUUAGCACUUAAAACUGGAAUCUGUUCAUGUUGAGGACUGUUUUAUAGGGUUAUUUUCCUGGUGGACGUAUGCAAGAGAGUUAGGUGAAUUAUGCAAUUCUUUGUGAAUUAUGCAAUUCUUUGUGAAUUAUGCAAUUCUUUGUGAAUUAUGCAAUUCUUUGUGAAUUAUGCAAUUCUUUGUGGAGACUGCAUUUCUAUCCUCAAAAUCAUAAAAAUUGCUCUAUUUGUGAGUUCAAAUUUUGAAGAGAGAGAGAGAGAGAGAGAGAGAGAGAGAGAGAGAGUGAAGCAUUUUGAUAUUAGAAAUGUUUGGCCUCUGGUGAUUAUGAGACAUUUUGAAUGUACAUGUAGAAGUAAAUCCCAAGUAGCAACAAAGCUCACAAAGUCUUGCAGAGAAUUUUUGAAACUGUCCAUAAAAUGGGAAAAUUUUUGUUGCCCAAGCACAGUGAAAACUUCUUGCAUUUUAUUGUGAAGCAAAGGAAAGAUAUUAAACAUUUGAUAUUGUUUUUCUGUAAGUGCACCCACUUUAUUGAUGUUAUGGAGCUGUAUAUUGAAACAUCUUUUUAUGUACUGAAAUCGUUCCUCAAUUAUUUAAAUAUGUGUGGAAGAAUGAGUAUGUGUGAGGAUUGUUUGUACUAAGUUAUUUGAGCCUUCAGGGCAGAUUUUAUUUAUUUUUUAUUGAUAUAUAUAUGUAUAUACACAUCUAUAUAAAUGAUAUGUAUUAUACUACAGGGAACUUUUAACUUAAGACUGAUUAAGCAAUUGCAGUAUGAAAGUGGCAUUCUGUUCUUAAAUGUCAUUUUUCAUGUUUUAGUAACUGUUUAGCAGGUAUUUUUCCUGUAUACUUGGCUGAUCUGUAACUUGAAAGGCCACAAAAAGCAUUAAUUACAUAAUAAAUGAAGAAAGAGGAACUUUUUGUGUGUGUACUUGCAUUUAUAUAAUUUUGUGAUAUGUGUGUAAAUGUAACAAGCAAUG
Schistocerca serialis cubense is the source of this 3038-nucleotide messenger RNA. RefSeq names its product protein Lilipod (gene lili). Lineage: Eukaryota; Metazoa; Arthropoda; Insecta; Orthoptera; Acrididae. Gene Ontology annotation, biological process: signal transduction. The coding region runs from base 275 to 1945 and encodes 556 amino acids. Gene Ontology annotation, molecular function: transmembrane signaling receptor activity. The transcript is spliced from 13 exons. The record is from RefSeq and is a predicted model, not a curated record.